This is a messenger RNA of Clupea harengus (Atlantic herring), 5519 nucleotides long. Its product is annotated as calmodulin-regulated spectrin-associated protein 3. Gene Ontology annotation, cellular component: microtubule minus-end. The record is from RefSeq and is a predicted model, not a curated record. NCBI's taxonomy places the organism in Eukaryota, Metazoa, Chordata, Actinopteri, Clupeiformes, Clupeidae. Gene Ontology annotation, molecular function: calmodulin binding; microtubule minus-end binding; spectrin binding. Gene Ontology annotation, biological process: negative regulation of microtubule depolymerization; cytoplasmic microtubule organization; neuron projection development.
AUUAGGGAUUUGGCUGAUAGAGAUAGUGAAUAUUUUGUCAGGUCUGAACCAUGAAGGUAUGGGCUUUAAAGAAACAGACAGGAAAAGGCGUUCUGUCUAUGAAAACAGCUAUGAACUAAAAACACGUAAAAGGGUGGCAUGCAUAAGUGGGUUGGACAAUAUGAAGAAGGCGAUGUGUAGCCUAUAAUACACCUGUCUUUGUCCUCGGCCUUCCAUAAUGACCAUCACCUCAGGUUACCGCCCAUUUUCAGCCCUGCCCGUUGAGUCUUAUUUAUGAUUGGUAGCUGGCUUUUUGAGUGACGUGACAGCGUGGGCACCUGAAAUUCGGUCAAGCUGCGACACCGCGCGCUGUCCAGCCAGCUGAGCGAGACGCGGAGACAGGAGGGGAGCGGAUGGGUGCCGAUAAAAGGAGGGUCUGGGGAAUUUUACAUCCCGGUGUCCCGGUAGCCUCUUUGUCGCACGCACCUUCCCCAUAAAGAUGCGGAUGCAUCAGCGAUUCGCCCUGAAUACAGGACUUUGACAGCUAUAGCAACAUCACAUCUUCACGAUUGCCAGACGUUGGAUCAGGGAUAAAAUGUCAGAUUGAUAUAUCUGCGUUUGCCUUUUUCUCUCUCUUUUUUUUCUUCCGCUCUCUUUCCUUCCCCUCCCUUUCUUCAUCCCUUCUCGGCUGCGUCCAAGGAUUCUGCUAUGGUGGACGCAAAUGAGACGAGGAAAACCUCUUCCAUACCGGAGAUUACGCCUCUGGAUCGGUACGAUUUCGGCCGGGCCAAGAUUUGCGCCAGUGUUCGGUGGCUGUUGGUCACGGCCUAUGGGUCUGGAGAGGGUGUGCCGGCGGACCUGCAGGAGCCGCUGUCUCGGGACGCCGCGCAGAACAAGCAGGAGAAGCAGAAGCAGAAGGAGGAGGAGCAGCUGAAGCCGGCCGUGGCUCGCCUGCUCCUCUCCUGCGAGCUGUACCGGCGCGCCUACGCCAGCGUCCAGCAGGGGGCGCCAGCGGCUGAGCCCAAGGACCACGGAGGCCUGCUGCAGGCGCUGGCCAAGAGGGGCCUCGAGGCGGCCGUCAGCGAGGGAGAGCUGUCCUGCCAGCCCAUCAAAGUGGGUGCCCACAUGGCUGUAAUUGACGCGAUGAUGACACUGGCUACCAUGGAGACCGUUGGGGGUGUGAAGAUGGCGAAGGAGGUGGAUCAGUUUGGGGGUGGAUCCACAUGGGAAAAUUCACUGUUGUUCUGGGUCAACAAGUUGAUUCAGAAGUUGAGAGAGAGCACUGACACAGAGGGGCCUGGAGAAGUCCAGAAACCUCAACCCACCUGCACAGACCUGCAGCCUGUUCAGCCAUCGUGUCCGACUCGCUGGUACUGGAAGUUGGUCCCUCAUGCCAUCGCUUUUUGUUUGAAGGAGUCGGGGAAUAAGCCGCCAGUGAUUCGCUACAGGAAGGAUAAAGUGCAGUCCAAACAGACUCCUACAUUUCCGUUCGUGUCGGAGUUGAAGGACCUGUCCAAUGGCUGUGCCAUCGCUACUGUGCUGCAUUUCUACUGUCCAACGCUGCUCCGUCUGGAAGAUGUGUGUUUGAAGGACACCAUGUCGGUGGCAGACAGCCUGUACAACCUGCAGCUCAUCAGGAACUUCUGUGAGAGCUGGCUGAAAGGGUGCUGCCCCCUGGUGUUGGAAGACCUGCUCUACACCCCACAAACACUGAAGCUGAACAUCAUGUGCUUCAUGGCGGAGUUGUUAAAGUGGUUUGAGGUGCUAAAACCAGACAUUGUCCAGCCAUCACUGACUCUCGACCUGACAGAUGCUUCUGGUCUGGAUGGCUGUACGAGCCCCAUGAAUGGGAACAGUAACAGUGGCUCUCCGUCAUUCAUCUUCAAGCAGCCCUUCCUGCCCAUCACAUCUCCAGUUUCCCCUGCAGGAGGAUCAGAAGGGAAAGGCUGGAGCAAGAAGCAACUCAGUCGUCCUCUCUCGGCGGUAGCCUUCAGUAUCCCUUUCCCUCUGGACAGUGACGUGGACGUCGUCAUGGGCAACAAGGUCUUCCGCUCCGUCAGCACCGACAGCCUGACCGCCACGGUGACGGCACGCCCCGCCCACCACCCCUACACGCCACCCGAGGACCUGAGUCACAUGAUCCCCGUUGCACCAAUGGGAGAGCUGCCCACCAUCGAGGAGGCGCUGCACCUGAUCCAUGCGCCCAACGGCAGCGUAGCGGUCCGGCAGCGCCCAGAGGGGGCACCGGCGGGGUUCUACCUGCACUCGCGGGCCGAGGAAGAGGAGGGAGAGGAAGAGGAAGGCGGGAGGAGGAAGGCGAAGGAAGGGUCCAAGCUCAGCUGCUCCGCCCCGUGUCGCUCCAUGCUGCGUAGGCCGGUGGGCGUGGACUCGGACGGCACUGCCGCCGCCGGUGCCUCCCCCGUCGACCCCUCGCCUCCCGUCACCCCGAGCAAGGCGCGCAUGACCAGCUUCGCCGAGCGUCGGCGGAGACAGCCCGAGUCGCCGGCGGCUACAACACCAUCCACGCCCGACUGCGACGGGACGUCCUCGCCGAGGCGCCCGACCCCCAGGGUGGGGGGUCUCCAGCAGGGCGGGACGGUGGGAGGGCAGGACGGCGAGGAAGACAGCCCGAGCGUGAGCAGCCCCGCUGGGCAGGCCGAGGCCUGGGAGCUGGCCUCCCGCCUGGAGGAGAAGCGCAGGGCCAUCGAGUCCCAGAAGAGGAGGAUCGAGGCCAUCUUCACCCGGCAUCGCCAGCGCCUGGGCAAGACGGCCUUCCUCCAGCUCAAGAGGGAGCAGGGAGAGGGGGAGGGAGGAGAGAAUGAAGGAGCAGGAGGAGGUGGAGGAGGAGGAGAGGUGGAUUCUAUGAGUCUGGAAGAGCGCCUCUCUCGCAUGGAGGAAGACUUGCAGAGAGAGGAGGAGAAGGAGAGAGAGGAGAAGGGGAGCACAGAGGAGAAGGGGAAAGAAAAGGAGAAGGAGAGCGUGAAAAAGGAGGAGAGAGAGAAGGAAGGAGAGAAGGAAGGAGGAGAGAAUGCUGGUGGAGGUGCGAGUGCCAACGGAUUAGGGGCCGCGCCCAAGUUGGAGAAGCAGGUGACCUUCUCCGUGGAGACCAGGAAUGGGGAGGAGAAGGAGUCGUCGUCGCUGAGCCAAUACGACGAGGCUGUGACAAAGCUUAGCUCCGCCCUCCAGGCCCUGCAGAAGGACAUGCUGAAGCUCACCGAGCAGCAGCAAAGGCUCAUGGGACCGCCCAAGAAGGCCGCACACAGUUCCUCCUCGGCCAAGACCACACCCUCCCGCAAGACCCCGCCCCCAAGCAAGGCCUGGGUCAUAACGGCCAGCCCCAAAGCCUCGGCCACGCCCCCUCACCUGUCCCGCGAGUCCACGCGUGACAUUUCCCCUUCCUCCUCCCCCUCACGCUCCGCCCCCAACCACGGCCACGCCCCUCCCACGACCACGCCCAAAUCCCCUCAGGCGACCCCCGCAAACCAAGCUGCCGCCACCGCCGCCCGUAAGACCCCGAAGAGCCCGUCGUCAACCGCCACCAAGAGCCCCCGCCGGCAGCAGCAGCAGCAGCAGCGCCCGCCCGCGCGUCCCUCCGACCUCCGCUUCCCCUCGGCUCGCGUCCUCACCACCACCCACAGCGUGGACACGCUCCCCCACCUGCGCCGCGUGUCCCCCAGCAAGUGCCAGGUGCAGACGGCCUCCUCUCUCCGCUUCGGCGGGCCCCAGACCCCCCCCCCGCCGCCGCCCCAGACUCCCACGCCUCCCACACACGCUCCGCAGCUGCCCAAGCCCCAGGAGAGCGCCUCCGAGUCGGUGUCGAGCGACGAGCACGUGGCCAUGUUCAGCCUGGAGCUAGAGGCCGGUGCUACUCCUCCUCCUCCUCCUGCCGCUGCUAACACGGCUCAAGGUGUCGCCUGUGCUAACGUCAGUGGGGCCGUUUUCCCGAGGCCUCCGGGGUCGGUGGCCGGCGGGAGCAGCUUCGGGGGAGGCAGCAGCUCGGGGGCCCCCUCGGAGUGCUCCUUCGACAGCGACCUCAUGAUCAGCGCCGGGCUGACCGACGGAGAGACGGAGGUGGAGACGGAUGGAGGAGGAGGAGGGGAUAGUGAGCGGCUGCUGGAGGCGGCGCUGUCGUCCCUGGAGGGCCCACUAGGGGGCGGCGAGGAGACGGAUCAGGAACAAGGGCCGGAGGUCUUCUCGUCUGACUCGAUGAGCGACCAGACGGAGUCGGAGACCAGAGGAGGUGUUGGGUUCUAUUUCAGGGAGGAGGGCAUGUCGGAGAAGGAAAUGGCCCAGAGGAAAGCAGCUCUGCUGGAAAGACAACAGAGAAGAGCCGAGGAGAUGAGGAGACGCCGACAGGAGCAGGAGAGAGAGAACAGUCGGGCGUCCUCUACAGACGAACUCCGCCUCUCCCAGUCCCUCCCCACGUCCUCCUUCUUCGCUCCUCCCCCCGCCCAACACACGCAGGCCACGCCCCCGUCCACGCCCCAGCGUCGGGGAGACUUCACGCGGGAAGAGUACGGGCGGCGGCGGCAGCUGAAGAUCAUGUCCGACUUGGGGAAGGUGCUCCAGGAGAAACCAUCCGCCAGUAAACAACACAAACAACAACAACAACAACACAAACCACAACAACAACAACAACAACACAAACCACAACAACAACAACAACAAAACAAACCACAACAGCACAAACCACAACAGCACAAACCCCGCGGCAACAAGAGUCGGGGCAACAACGUCGCCAUCACCAGGAGCCCUGCCAAGGCAACUAUGGAUUCCAGUGUGGCUGCCGCCAUGACCAACGGGCCUCAACCUGCUGUGAAGCCCCCCAGCCACUCCAACUCCCCAUCGGACCGGACGAUGUCACCGGGCCACCGGACGAUGUCACCGGGCCACCGGACGAUGUCACCGAGCCACCGGACGAUGUCACCGGGCCGGCUGGCCAAUCAGAACGGAGACAAAGACUGGGAGAACGGCUCCGGGGCCUCGUCCCCCGCCUCCCUGCCCGAGUACACGGGGCCCAAGCUGUACCGAGAGCCCAGCUUCAAGUCCAACAAGUUCAUCAUCAACAACGCCCUCUCACGCUGCUGUCUGGCCGGCAGGGUCAACCAGCCCCACAAGGACAAGAUGAUAGAGGAGAUUGAGAAGAGCUCGGCGAACCACUUCCUGAUCCUGUUCCGCGACGCGCAUUGCCAGUUCCGAGCCGUGUACACAGCCGCCGGUGGGAACGCCGGUGGGAACGCCGGCGGCGCCGGCGGCAACAGCGGCGAGUCACCCGAGGAGCUGGUGCGCCUGUGUGGCGUGGGGCCACGUGUCAUUUCCUGCGCCGACGUGGAGGCCAUCUACAAGUACAGCUCGGACAGGAAGCAGUUUAGCGCCAUCCCCUCCAAGACCAUGAGCAUGAGCGUGGAUGCCUUCACCAUCCCUGCCCACCUGUGGCAGGCCAAGAAGCAGGGCACGCCCAAGAAGGCCGCCACGCCCAAGUGACCUGGCUCACACACACUCACACACACUCACACACACUCACACACACACACUCACAC